Messenger RNA from Leishmania mexicana MHOM/GT/2001/U1103, 1635 nucleotides. Its product is annotated as putative Golgi reassembly stacking protein (GRASP homologue). Lineage: Eukaryota; Euglenozoa; Kinetoplastea; Trypanosomatida; Trypanosomatidae. The coding region runs from base 1 to 1635 and encodes 544 amino acids. Gene Ontology annotation, cellular component: Golgi apparatus. The record is from RefSeq and is a predicted model, not a curated record. The transcript has a single exon. Gene Ontology annotation, molecular function: protein binding. Gene Ontology annotation, biological process: Golgi organization.
AUGGGCCAGGACCAUAGCCGCGCAAAAGGCGGUCAGCCUGGGCAGGCUGCAGCAGGUGGCGCAGACUGCAGUCUGUCUCCCGGCACCGCCUCGGCUGCGCCUUUGGCGGCCUCUGUCUCACUUGCUGGCGUCGAGGGCUUCCAGGUGGUGCGACUGCUGCCGUACAGUCCUGCUCACAAGGCUGGUCUCAUCCCCUUCUUUGACAUUAUCACUGCUCUUGACAAGAUUCUUCUCGACUCAGAGGGGAUGCCGGCGCUGUCGUUCUUUAAGAGCUACGUGGCGAACCACCGCGACCAGUCCAUCUGCUUCACUACUUUCAAUCUGUACAGCCGUACGUAUCGCGACGUCUACUGUGUCCCAUCGGACGAAUGGGGCGGUGGUGGCCUGCUCGGGUGCAGCAUCGAAUGGACACGCGCGGACGCCUGCCCAGAGCGUUGCAUGCACAUUGUCGACGUGCUGGAGGGCAGCCCUGCCGCGUGCUCCACAGAGCUGCAGGCAAAUCGGGAUUACAUUAUCGGCAUGCAGACUGUCCAGGAGACGCUCAUCACACUCAUAAAGAGUCAGAAGGAUUUCUACAGCCGACUGGAGGGAUGGCACGAGGAGCAGCGCUGGGCGCUGGAGCGGAAGCAUCUCUUCCCAAAUGAGAGGGUGGAGGUGCCGCAUGUGCUGCUCUUCCUCGUGUACAAUAGUGAGAGCAACACUGUUGAGGAGGUGGAGGUGGAAAUGGGUACAAACCCAGAUGCAGCGGUAGGCAUCAGCGUCGCCACGGGCCUACUGCACAUCAUCCCCUCAGUCGCCACCUCCGCCCGCCCUGCCGCCGGGACUUCGCUGCCAGUCAUGAGCAAAUUCGCCUCUGUCGGGCACAGCGUUGUGAUGCGGACCAGAGCGCAACAGCCGGAGCACCAGCCUCUGCAAGACGUUUCUCUCACCCCACCUGUGGGGGCCUCACCUCGACCGCAAGAGCAGGCUCAGGAGUCAACGGGCUCUUCGCAGCAGCCACCAUGCUUGCCUUCGUCGCAGGAGGCGCAUGCGUGCUACGCUGUCACUGGCUCGCCGGAAGUGCACAUGAUGAGUAACCCGCAUGAGCCACCGAUGAACUCCUAUCCGCAACCGUGCCCGCCAUGGCCGCCGCUGCAGCAGCAAUCAACGGAGGCAGCCCUCUACCCAAUGCCGCCGGUGGCCUCCUUCAACGUAGCCCCGCCGCCGCGUGAUGGUGCGGCAGGGGGAACCGCCGCCGCUCCCGCACAAACGGGGCAGAAGCCGUUCAACCCUUUUGCGAACGAGGCGUCGCCGGACUUUGACGUGCUGGAGGGUGCACCGCUGGCACAGCAGGACGUGAUGGCGGCCGAGGGCCACCUGGGGCAACAUGCAACCACGAUGGAGCAGUCGUACUCAUCGUCGUACACGCCACUACUGUCCAAGCCCCCUCCGCUUUCAGCGAGUCCUCUCACCCAGAUGAACGGCUCUCACAACCACGCCGCCUCUCCGCCAUCGUAUUCUGAGCCGCUGCCUCCACCACCACCACAGCAGCUGCACAGGACAACUAUGCUCACGUUCUCCAGUCAACGCAUGCCCCCUCCACUGCACUUUCCGGUGUUCCCUGGUGCAGCCGCAGCGAGGAGAACUCCUGCGUAG